CAGCACAAAUAUAAAACCUGAGUAAGUAUUUCUUGGGAGUAUGGUAGUUUAAACAUUGAAGUAGAAGUAUUUGGCGUGAUUUAUUGAUUUUUCUUCCAACUUUGAAGUGUUAAUUUGUCUUUGGCUACAGCAUAUACAUAAUAUAGCUUUGUUUAAAAAUGAUUACUAGAUAUGUAAUUAGAUGAACACCAAAUGAAGUCACCAAUUUUCUACCCAUUUUCUAUGUCUCAUACUUGUUGACUGCUGUUAAUAGGAUCUGCUCAGUCUGUAAUUCUGUGUCUUUUCUUCUCAGCCUGCUAAACUCUUGGUCUUACAUAACCAGCUUCAUUUCUGAGUGAAUUGUUCAAUCCUUUCUGCCAAUGGACAAUGCAGCAUUUGAGAUACAUGAAGAUGGAGCACAGAAUACUUUGUCUGUGGGAAAGAUGAGCACCAUAUCCAGAAUGGAAAAGAAGAAGCAAUGGUCAUGGAUAAGGAUUUUCCUUGUGUGUCUGUUGGCUUGCUUCAUCACCACAGCAAUAGGAGUACUGAUUGUCUCCUUGGUUUACCUUAACUCCCAGCCUCGCUUAAAUGUUCAGCUCAAACCUGCCUGGCCAAUGAGAACAACAGCAGUUCCCAAAGUACAAAAGGCUGUUGACCCCAAAUUCCAGUUUCUUAACCAUUUACCUAAGUCAAAGGUGUUUGAGUUCUCUGGUGGUGCAAUCCAGUGGGCCCGGUACAGAAAUAAUGUCAAAGACUAUCUCAGUGAUGAAGAAGAGGCCUUUGGCACCAGCUUGAACAGUCAGAGAUCACAGAUGACUCUGGGGACCCUGAGAAUAAAAAGCAAGGGCCUCCGGGCCCCUCACUGGCACUUCAAUGCCAAUGAACAUGGCUAUCUGGUACAGGGCACAGCAUGGAUUGGGGUGAUUGAUGAUGGUGGUGAAGUAGCUACCACAUACAAUGUCACAGCUGGCCAAGUAAUCUUCUUCCCUAAAAAUACACUGCACUGGAUAAAGAAUGUGGGUAAUGAAGAUUGCUUUUUUUUGCUCUUCUUUUCUACACAUGAUGAACUUCAGACACUGGAUGUUGAUGAUGUAUUUUUCUCUACACCUGAAGACAUUGCUUCUCGGUCUCUUAAGCCUGAAGGUGGAAUUAAUUUCAUUAGAAAAUUUCAAAAGCAAACAGAAGAUCAGGGAGUUAAUCUUCCUUACAACCUGGCAGAGCUAGUUAUGAAUGCAAGUUAUGUACAAUCUCCAGACAGCCUUGUGUGGAGAUACUUUUUUGACCUUAAAGGUUCAAAAGAAUAUCAGUUUCCAGGAGGAGUAAUACAAAAGGCACAUUAUUGGAAGAACGGAAGUGAACUAAGCAACAAUGAAAAAAUUUUCAGUGAAUUCCUGAAUGAGCAUGAAAAUGCUCUCAGUUUGAGUACACUUAGAAUUUAUAACAAUGGAUUACGACAACCACAUUUUCAUUUUAAUGCAAAUGAAAUGGGAUACGUAAUAAGUGGCUGUGGAAAGGUGGGUAUUAUCAAUACUCAGGGUUCUAUAGAAUUUAACAUCCACAUUGGAGAUGUGAUAUUUUUCCCCAUUGGAACCCAGCAUUAUAUUAAGAACACAUGUGAUGAGGAUUUGCUUUUCAUUCUUGCCUUCAGCACUGGAGACAAGCUGCAGACCCUUGACAUGGAUGACUACAUCCAGGCCACUGCAGACCACAUCUUGGCCCAACUUUUUUUCAGGAAGCAAAGUGAAUUUAAGAAGAUUCCCAAAUUCAAGGAAGAUCAAGCUAUCAAUCUACCUUAGAGUUACUGAUGAAUUCAUACCUAUUCUUCUCUAUUGGUCAUUCCUUAUGAACCAGGUGGGGGCUUUUUGCAAGGUGGGAAGGGACAUUUGGUGUAAAACAGUCCUGUGGAUCUGUUUAGCUGAUAGUAAAGACAGACAAUUCAUGCUAAGAGAACAUUUCAGAUUAAUAUGUAAUGGAGGGACCUGACAAAUUAAACUGAUAUAUUUUUGUAUGGACUUUAGUAUAUGUAUAUAAGCACAUAUUUGUUUAUUUUCCUUUUGUAACUUUAGAUUCACGGCUCCAAUAUAAACAAAGUAAAGCCAUUCUUCCUGUGCACAUAGGUAAAACUUAAUACCUUGUAAAUGUUUUUGAUUUUAUCACUGUAAAAAGAAGUAUGUUAGCUUACGUAUGUACAUAUUGAAACAAUGUGGUCUACAUACAUCAAACCUUGUUGGAGGAGUUAUUGAACCCUGGUCUGGAGAUUCUCAACAUUUUUUUGACAUGCGAUACAUUUUACAAUGCUAACAUUUUCAAGAACUCAGUUACAGGAGUAGUUAUUUACUGUGGUUAUGAGUUGAGGAGACAAUUAAUAAACCAAUUAUGAAUUUGAUAUGGUCUUUUAAUAUAUUUGGAUUUUAUAUAUCACCUCGCCAUCUAUUUACAUUUGAGAAAUAGUUAUGUUUGAGAAGUACCUAUGUUUGGGAAGUACCUGGCUUCCUAGUGUGUGUUGAAAGAUACCUUGCUGUCAUUCUGAAGCUUAUUGGGGCUGAUAGUUGGGUCACUGUCUAGUAGAAAAUAAUUCAUUUAGCACUCUGUGCUUGAUUUUUGUUUAGAGCUUAUUUUAUUAGAUAUUUGGUAUCCCAGGUGUGUGCUAAGUCCCACAAUCAGUUCUAAUCAGCACUAUAUAAAAUUUUGAAGUAGGAUAUGUGAGAAAAUAGGUCACUGUGACUGGGAAGGAGGGACUCAGUGGUAAGAUAUGAGACAUGAGAUUGGAAAAGAGGAGAGAUCAUAUACUAAAAAGUCUGUUAUCCUUGGAACCUUUUUAUUGUGAAUUUAUCUGAUUGCCUUCUUUCAGAACAGCUAACCAAGAUCAAAAUUAGGUAGUAGUGGGAAGUUUGUAGUGGUUGGUGUUGUUUUGAAGACACUUUAUAGGGAAUGGGUUACAGUCCAGGGGAAGGAAGAAUAUGGUUGUGAAGAUUCAGUCACCAGACAUUGGUGUAUAGAAGACAUCCAAAUAGAGAGGGGAUUGUUACAAAAGGUAGAUGACAAUAUGUGUAGAUGGAUUUUAUCUAUAAAUUCUUAUUUUACCUUGGGAUUUUAAGAAAUAUGCUAUAUGUCAGUUGAUAAUCCAUUUUCUUGUAUCAGGAAGUAUUGUAUCAGAUUACUAUGUGAUCACUUAAUAAAGAUUUUGUGUAUUUUAUCAUUCUAA
This is a messenger RNA of Cavia porcellus (domestic guinea pig), 3184 nucleotides long. RefSeq lists its product as uncharacterized. The record is from RefSeq and is a predicted model, not a curated record. NCBI's taxonomy places the organism in Eukaryota, Metazoa, Chordata, Mammalia, Rodentia, Caviidae. Gene Ontology annotation, cellular component: plasma membrane; Golgi apparatus. The transcript is spliced from 10 exons. The coding region runs from base 360 to 1775 and encodes 471 amino acids. Gene Ontology annotation, biological process: activation of protein kinase B activity.